Messenger RNA from Closterium sp. NIES-65, 3072 nucleotides. The record is from the annotation of a GenBank genome assembly. NCBI's taxonomy places the organism in Eukaryota, Viridiplantae, Streptophyta, Zygnematophyceae, Desmidiales, Closteriaceae.
AUGCGUCCCGGCCCCGACCCCGUCGCCCUACCUGCGACCCCGGCCCCGUCGCCCUACCUGCGCCCCGGCCCCGGCCCCGUCGCCCUACCUGCGCCCCGGCCCCAUCGCCCUACCUGCGUACCGGCCCCGUCGCCCUACCAGCGGCCCCGCCGCCCUACCAGCGGCCCCGCCGCCCUACCUGCGGCCCCGCCGCCCUACCUGCGGCCCCCGCCGCCCUUACCUGUGGCCCCGCUGCCCUUACAUGCGGAUCCGUCGCCUGUUGCUGCAGCCCCGCCACCUUACCUGCGGCCCCGCCGCCCUUACCUGCGGCCCCGCCGCUCUUACCUGCGGCCCCGCCACCUUACCUGCGGCCCUGCCGCCCUUACCUGCGGCACCUCUACUUCUGUCAUGGCUACCCCUAGUGUCCUCGCUUUUGACGCUGAGGGUAGGGCCAUUGACUUUGACGUCUGGAUAGAUGACCUGCAGCUUUUCUUACAGUGCGAUAGGGCAGACCGACUCUCUCUCUUUGACCUCACCUCUGGUGCCUCUCCUGCCCCUGCUGCUGAUGCUGACGCCACUGUCCGCUCACAGUGGGCCACGCGCGAUACUGCUGCACGUCUUGCUGUGCGUCGCCACCUGUCUACUUCUGAGCGUGCGCACUUUAGCCAGUACAAGGGUGCUCAGACCUUGUACGACGCUGUAGUUGCACGCUACUCCUCCCCUGCCACUGCUGCACUGAGCCGCCUCAUGCUACCGUACCUCUUCCCUGACCUAGCUGCCUUUCCCACAGUGGCUGACCUCAUUACGCACCUCCGCACUAGUGACACUCGCUACCGCGCUGCGCUUCCUGCUGAGGACCACUUCCUCUCAGUUUGCCCCACCACUCUCACCGUUGACCUCCUCGAGAAGGCCCUCCUAGCAGCAGAAAAGAGCAUAGUCGCUGUAGGAGCCUCUCGGGGUGACCCUCGCACCCCCAUCUUUGAGGGGUGUUCCCCCUCCCCUCUUUUGCCCUCUAUUGCCUCUGCUGCUGCGGCCGACCUCGUUGGUCUGGAGUCGGUCGGUGCGGCGUCUACCCCUAGUGGGAAGCGUCGCUCUGGCAAAGGCAAGGGGGGCAGGGGCGCUGGAGGAGCUAGCGGGGGCGGUGGAGGCGGCGGUGGAGGCAGUGGAGGGGGUGGGGGUGGUGGUGGGAGUGGUGGCGGGGGUGGAGGUGUCGGCGGCGGCAGUGGAGGUGGAGGCGGCGGUGGCGGUGGGAGCGGAGGUGGUGGAGGUGGCGGAGGUGGAGGAGGCGGUGGCGGAGGAGGAGGAGGAGGAGGUCGUGGAUCUUCGCAGAGGAGUGGCUCCAGUGGUGGUCAACGCCAGCAGCAGCAGCGCAGUCGGGAGACCCUGUCCCCUCAGCAGCUCCGUGAGUGGUACGCUGCACGCCAGCGGGGUGGGGGUACUGGUCCGUGCACCUACGUCCUGCGCACCGGCGACCGUGCGGGUGAGCAGUGUGGGGGUGCGCACCCCACCCAGCGCUGCUUUGGCCGCCUGACGGACGCUUGGCGUCACCAGUUCCCUGAGGCCACUGAGAUCCCUCGCUGGGGCGAGCUGUCUAGGGCAGGGGUAGCUAACUUUGACCUUGAAUUUGAUGCUAUUCUUGCUGCUAUGUAUACUGUGUCUAUUAGUGAGGAGGGUGACUGUUACCGGUGUUUCCCGCCCGACCCGGGCAUUGCGACUGCUGCUCUAGGUACUGGUGAGGCUGCUGCUCUUGGUGCUAGCGAGGCUGCUGCUCUAGGUGCUAGUGCGUCUGCUUCCUCCGGUACUGGUGAGUCUGCGCUCUCAGGUACUGCGUCGGCUUCGGCCUCCCACACCUUCACACUUGACUCGGGGGCUUCUCGCUCCUUCUUUCGAGACCGCACCACACUCACGCCGCUUAGUCGGCCAGUUGCAGUCUCCCUGGCAGACCCCUCUGGGAGUCCUGUCCUUGCUCACUUCUCCACUGUCCUCCCGUGUUCGGCGGCCCCCUCUGGCACCCUGUCUGGUCUUUACCUCCCCUCGUUCUCUACGAACUUGGUGAGUGGUGCUGACCUACAGGAUGCGGGGGUUCACCAGUUCACUCCUGCGAGCCAGCGGGUGACCCACUACACGGACGCUCGGACAGGCCGACACCUGGCCACGUUUACACGUCGGCCGGGGUCGAGCCUGUACACACUGACCAGUGCGUCUCCUCCAGUCACUGCGUCUGGUCAGGUAGCUGCGUCGGGUCAGGUGUUAGCUGCAGCGUCCAGGUCUGGUCCUGAGUCUGCCCCCUGUUCGUGUCGCCUCCUGUCUCACGAGACUCUCCUCUGGCACCACCGCCUUGGUCACCCCUCCCUGCUUCGUCUCCGAAGCAUGGCCUCCCGUGUCCUUGUCUCUGGUCUUCCCUGGUCCCUCCCUCCCCUUCCUCCGGGGCCUGGCCCUACCUGCGUCCCCUGUGUCAAGGGGCGGCAGCGGGCUGCCCCUCACUCCUCCCAGUUUCCUCCGAUAGAGGCCCCGCUGCAGACGCUUCACAUGGACGUGUGGGGCCCAGCCCGCGUCCGUGGACAGGGUCACGAGCGCUACUUCCUGCUGGUGGUUGACGACUACUUGCGUUACACCACAGUCUUCCCCUUGCGCAGCAAGGGUGAUGUCACUGAGGUGUUGAUCGACUGGAUCCGCGCAGCUCGUCUCCAGCUCAGGCGGAGCUUCGGCUCGGACUUUCCUGUUCUGCGUCUGCACUCUGACAGAGGCGGAGAGUUCUCCUCUGGCCUUCUGCGAGCCUACUAUCGUGCACGAGGCAUCCGCCAGACCUUCACGCUUCCGGACUCUCCACAGCAAAAUGGGAUUGCUGAGCGCCGCAUUGGCAUGGUCAUGGACGUCGCUCGUACGUCCAUGAUGCAUGCGGCUGCCCCCCAUUUUCUGUGGCUGUUUUCGGUCCGGUACGCGGCGCAUCAGAUCAACCUUCAGCCCAGGGUCUCCAUGCCGGAGACCUCCCCAGCUUUGCUGUGGACGGGGAAGGUUGGCGAUGCGUCUGCGUUCCGUGUCUGGGGAUCUCGGGCGUUUGUCCGCAACUUGUGCCAGGUCCCCCCCCGGUAG